CAGACGGAAAAUGGCUGCUCUAAGGGGAGCAUGCUGUCGGCUUGGAAAUAAGAAACUAAAUGCAACAGUGGUUGUCUCAGGAAGGUCUUCUUUCCCUGACGAUACAUGUCAUCACAUCGAAAGACGUUGUUCCUCAUCUCUUAUUUUGAAAUCAACUUCAAAAACAAAUUUAUUGUCCGCUGCUCACAAAACCUGUUGUUUACAUAGAAAAAUUCACAGAAGUUCGCCCAACAACAAAAAGGACUAUUAUGAACUUUUAGGAGUUCCAAAAAAUGCAGAUGCUAAGGCUAUUAAAAAAGCUUACUAUGAGCUUGCCAAAAAACACCACCCUGAUGUGAGCAAGAAUGAUGCUGGAUCUGCUAAAAAAUUCCAGGACGUGUCAGAAGCCUAUGAAGUUUUGAGUGAUAGCACAAAAAGACGUGAAUAUGAUACAUUUGGUAUGGGCGGCGGUAUGGGAGGUAUGGGUGGAGCUUCUCGUGGACAGAGUCGAGGACAGGCACAAGGAUUUGAAAAUUUUCAUGGUUCUAUUGACCCUGAGGAAUUGUUCCGUAAUAUUUUUGGCCAAGCAGGAUUUAAGAUGGGAGGAGCAGGAGGAUUUAAUGACUUUACAGAUUAUGAGUCGUCAAAGUGGGGAUUUGCUCCGGCAACUGAGGCCACGUUAGAUUUAAGCUUUCAAGAAGCAGCCAGAGGAGUUAAUAAAGACAUUAAUGUGAAUGUGAAGGACACUUGUCCGAAGUGUAACGGGAAUAAGUGUGAGCCAGGAACAAGUGCUGUCCGAUGUCAUCAGUGUAAUGGCACAGGAAUGGAAGAUUUACAAACAGGUCCUUUUGUAAUGAGGUCAACUUGUCGGGUGUGCUAUGGUGCUAAAAAGAUAAUUAAACAGCCUUGUACAGAAUGUCAAGGAAAAGGCAAUAUUAUAAUGAGAAAAAAGGUUGUUGUACCUGUUCCUGCAGGUGUUGAAGAUGGUCAAACGGUCAGAAUGAUGGUAGGGAAGGAGGAGAUAUUCAUCACAUUUAAAGUAGCUAAAAGUCGAGAUUUCAAAAGACAAGGAGCUGAUUUACACAGUGAAAUACAUAUAAGUGUAGCUCAAGCUGUAUUAGGUGGUACAAUCAGAAUUCCAGGGGUUUAUGAGGAAAUUUUACUUAAUAUACCUGCAGGUAGUCAGUCACAUGAUAGAAUACGAUUGGCUGGUAAAGGUCUAAAGAGAGUUAACAGUUAUGGACAUGGUGACCAUUAUGUACAUCUUCAUAUAAAAGUCCCUGUAUCUUUAAGUAAAGAACAAGAAGCAUUAAUGUUAGCUUAUGCAGAAACUGAGAAAGUCAAAGGCACAGUAAACGGCAUUGUGAAUACAGCACAAGAUUCGGGAGAGAAAUCGGGUGAGAAAACAACUUCUGGGGAAAGAUUAUCUGAGCAUGAUGAUGAUGAUUCAUUUCUUGGGAAGAUAAAAAGAAAAAUCUUUGGAUGAUGAUAGCUUCUUCUAGGAAAUUUUAAUUUAAUAGGUCAAACAGCUGUUGAUGAAAAUGGACUUGUUGCACUAAUACGGGAAGCUUUAGCAGAAGUGGCAGACAAAAAGUUAGAGGAAGGAGAUAAAGAGACGGUAGAUGAGGAAAAAAAGACAGGAUCAGGGAAAAGUUGAUGAAAGGAAACAUUAUCUUGUCUUCUCCUUGUGGAAGAUUGUUUAUAUUACACAUACACAGAAUGUGGAUACCUGUAGGCUGAAGUUUAUACCUGCAUUUAUCAGAUUUCAAUGCUUAUAGGAACACAUUGACUUUGUGAAGCUCAAAAUCCUUAUGUGGGUUAAACUAAUUGAAACAAGUCUAGCAUUUAAUGAAUUUAGGGCUGUUCCAAAAAUUAAAUAUAUUAAUAUAGAAAAGGUGUUUGUGGGGGAGGGGGGAGAGUGUACAGAAGAAUGCCUUAAAUUUCUGCUGAUUAUUUCUAUAAGUGUUGCUCUUUGGUGCUGAGCAAAUCAACUUCAAUCGAUCUAUGAUUGUUCAGGCUAAUAAUCUAUAAUAACCAACACCCAUUAAAUUUUACUAGAAGUCCCCUCCCCUUUCCCCUACUAUUUAUUCUGGAACAGCUCUUAGAAACAGAUGAUAUAAGUUGUUUGUGGUAAAGUUUCUUAUAGAUCUUGCCAUUUCUGGUAAAAUAUCAUGAUUAAUGUAAUAGUGCUGUAAUAUUUUUUUUUCAUCUCUGAAAUUAAAUUUAUGAACAAUUCGUAAUUCUGGCUAAGAGUUGCAUACACCAAAGGACAUACAAUGAUUUUAUUAUGACCCAUGUCUAAAAAUACAAUUCUCUUUCCUUGCCCAACCACAUUUAUUUAAACUGUUUGCUCAUUAUUUUACAUUUUAUUUAAUUCUAGCAUACGGUAGUGUCAUUUUUUUCUGUGAAUGCCAAUGUUUUAUCUAUUGAGCAAAAAUGUAUUUUCAUGGAAAUUGAACCAUAAUCCUUUUCCGUUUUGAAUUUUCCUUUGAGUUCAGUAUUUUUGUGAUUUUACUUUUUUUUCACAAAGUGUAGAAGAUAUAUUUUUGAUCAGUUAAUAUUGUGGUACUCAUUUUUCAACAAAAUCUCUGAAAAUCAGUACAUGAAAUAAAUUAAUGAAAACACAGGAGCCAAUAUAUUUACUCCACAACUUACUUCUGUAACAGAUUAUAAGUAGGAUAUGGUGUUGAAGAAUGUAUUGUGAAAAUGUUUGAAUAAAAAGUUUGUGACUGUGUUCUCAGAGUCCAAUAGUAGUGUAUGAUACAAUUGUUAGAAGUGUUGAGUGAAAUUGAAUGUAGUUAGUGGAUAAUAUUGUUUGUUAUGUUUAGAUAAAGCUCUUACUUUCAUUCUUAGUUACAGCAAAAUGCAAAGAAUGUGUAGGUAAAAGUUAUAUCUUCGUCUUGCUUACUUGCUAGCUGAACACUGAAGUCAUUAUUCAGUAAGGUAAACUACCCUCAUUUUGAAGUAGUCUAGUCCUACAGACAUAUAGAUCGUUAAUCUGUCGUACUUGUCUACUUUGAAAGGAGGGUAGUAUACCUCACCUUAUAAUUACUGUACAGACUUUUCAUAAUUGUAUGAUUUUGUGUUCAACACAUUAAUUGUGUUAAGACAAUUUGAGUCCUUGUCUGUCUGAAAAAGGCUGUGCAUUCAAAGCCAUAGAAAUUUUUUAAUUGUUGAACAUUUGAAUUCAUGGUUCACCUCAUGAAACCACAAAAUUGGUAAUUAACGAAUAAUAAAUUAAUGAAUCCAAAUUAUAUUCUAAAAGUAAGUAAAAGUUUAAAAGCUCAGCUGUAUGACUUUUUAGAAAAGAAACCAAUAAAUUAUAUUAAUGUUGUAUGUUUUAAACAAGUCCAGUAAGAGUGGUUGUUUGAGAAUGUAUUUAAUCUUGAUCAUAUAUGUGAUAUUUCAUGCAAAGUGUUUUUAUAUGUUACGAAAUGAUUAAUAAAUGUAAUACUAUAUAUAAACUAAUUUUAUUUU
Messenger RNA from Mytilus trossulus (common blue mussel), 3456 nucleotides. RefSeq names its product protein tumorous imaginal discs, mitochondrial-like. Lineage: Eukaryota; Metazoa; Mollusca; Bivalvia; Mytilida; Mytilidae. The transcript has 13 exons. Gene Ontology annotation, biological process: negative regulation of apoptotic process; protein folding; mitochondrion organization. The record is from RefSeq and is a predicted model, not a curated record. Gene Ontology annotation, cellular component: mitochondrion. Bases 11 to 1465 code for a protein of 484 amino acids. Gene Ontology annotation, molecular function: ATP binding; heat shock protein binding.